AGCAUGCGGAGCCUCCUCAUCCUCCUCUGCCUGCUCAGUGCCGCCGGGACCCGCGGGCAAGCGCUGCAGACGCGGUUCGUGGAGGAGCCCGAGGACCGGAGCGUCAUUGCCGGGCACAGGAUCGUCCUCUCCUGCGUGGUGCUCAACUACUCGGGCAUCGUGCAAUGGACCAAGGACGGGCUCGCCCUGGGCAUGGGGCAGGGCCUCAAAGCCUGGCCGCGGUACCGCAUCGUGGGCACGGCAGACUCGGGGCAGUACAACCUGGAGAUCAGUGAUGCUGAGCUCUCCGAUGAUGCUGUGUACGAGUGCCAGGCCACCGAGGCUGCGCUGCGCUCGCGCCGGGCCAAGCUCACCGUGCUCAUCCCCCCCGAGGACCCCACCAUCGAUGGAGCCCCCGAGAUCCUGCUCCGCGCGGGGACCCCCUACAACCUGACGUGCCGAGCCCGCAGUGCCAAACCAGCAGCCACCAUCGUCUGGUACCGCGAUGGGCUGCAGCAGGAUGGAGCCAUCACCAGCACGGAGGUGUUGGCCGAUGGCAAGAGGGAGACAACCACGAGCCAAUUGGCCAUCAACCCCACGGACCUGGACAUCGGGAGGGUGUUCUCCUGCCGCAGCACCAACGAUGCCAUCCCGGCCGGCAAGGAGACCUUCGUCAAGCUCAAUGUUCACCACCCCCCGACCGUCACCCUGUCCAUCCAGCCGCAGACAGUGCAGGAGGGCGAGCGGGUUGUGUUCACCUGCAUGGCCACCGCCAACCCCGAGAUCAGAGGCUACAGGUGGGCCAAAGGGGGGGUGAUCAUCGAGGACGCCAAGGAGAACAGGUACGACACACAGGUGGACUACACCUUCUUCACGGAGCCCGUCUCAUGCGAGGUGCACAACGACAUCGGCAGCACCAACGUCAGCACCCUGGUGGAUGUGCACUUUGCCCCUCGGAUCGUGGUGGACCCCAAACCCACAGUCACCGACAUCGGCUCCGACGUGACACUGACGUGCGUGUGGUCUGGUAACCCACCGCUCACCCUCACCUGGACCAAGAAGGAGUCCAACAUGGUCCUGAGCAACAGCAACCAGUUGUACCUCAAGUCCGUCACCCAAGCGGAUGCAGGGCAGUACAUCUGCAAAGCCAUCGUGCCGCGCAUCGGUGUUGGGGAGCGCGAGGUCACCCUCUAUGUCAAUGGACCCCCCAUCAUCUCGAGCGAGGCCGUGCAGUACGCGGUGCGUGGGGACCGGGGCAAGGUGGAAUGCUUCAUUGGGAGCACACCACCACCAGACCGCAUCGCUUGGGCCUGGAAGGAGAACAUCCUGGAGGCAGGGACGCUGGAGCGGUACACGGUGGAGAGGACCAACACGGGCAGCGGUGUCCUCUCCACCCUCACCAUCAACAACGUCAUGGACGUGGACUUCCAGACCCGCUACAACUGCACGGCCUGGAACAGCUUCGGGCCGGGAACAGCCAUCAUCCAACUGGAGGAGGAAGAGGUUUUGCCCGUGGGCAUCAUCGCCGGGGCCACCAUCGGCGCCAGCAUCCUCGUCAUCAGCUUCCUCGUGGCGCUCGCCUGCUUCCUUUACCGGCGCCGGAAGGGAAGCCGCAAGGAUGUCACCCUGCGCAAGCUGGACAUCAAGGUGGAGACGGUGAACAGGGAACCCCUGACACUGCACACAGACCGUGAGGAGGACACGGCCAGUGUGUCCACAGCCACCCGUGUCAUGAAGGCCAUCUACUCGUCAUUCAAGGACGAUGUGGACCUGAAGCAGGACCUUCGCUGCGACACCAUCGACACCCGCGAGGAGUACGAGCUCAAGGACCCCACCAACGGCUACUACAACGUGCGCGCCCACGAGGACCGCCCGUCCUCGCGCACGGUGCUGUACCCCGAUUACCGCACCCCGGGGCGCUUCGAUGCGCGCCCCCCCUCGCGCCUAUCACACUCCAGUGGCUACGCUCAGCUCAGCACCUACGGCCGCGGCACCGAGUACCCCCCGGAUGCGGCCCCGGCUCCGGCUCCCGGUGCCGACACCGCGAGCCAGCUCUCCUAUGAGAACUACGGUGGGCACGCGGCGUUCCCGGCCGGCGCCGCGUACCCCACGUACCGGUUGGGCUAUGGGCAGCCCCCCAGCAUGGAGCGGGCACCCUACGAUGCCUACGACCCCAUGGGCAAGUAUGGCAGCGCCACGCGCUUCUCCUACACCUCCCAGCACUCGGACUAUGGGCAGCGCUUCCAGCAGCGGAUGCAGACGCAUGUCUGAGGGUGCAGGGAUGGGAGGCAUAGGCACAAAGAGGGGGGGUCCCAUCGGUACCUCAUGAGUGUCCCCUGAUAUUCAGGGGCUCAUCCUGACCCUCCUGCGGGUCCUGAGGCUCUGAGCAUCGCCCUGGCCCUGGGGAUGUGCCCUGAGCUUCCACUCAUCCGGUUCUGUCUGUUUGGUACCUUCCCAAUGGAUGGGGGGGGGGCACCAACCCAAUUGAUCCCCCCCCCCCAGCCUCAGUGGGUGCGUGCGGGUCCACGCGGAUCCCCCCGGAUCCCUUCCAAAGCUCUGUGGGGAUGGAGCCUUCCUCCAUGGGUCCCCUGAUCCAGCUCCUCUGCAGGAGCGAGGGGCUGUGCAUCACAUCCCCAUUCAUCCCAUCCAUCCCCUCCAUCCCAUCCAAUCCAUCCCAUCCAUCCCAUCCGAUCCCAUCCAAUCCAU
Messenger RNA from Melopsittacus undulatus (budgerigar), 2685 nucleotides. Its product is annotated as kin of IRRE-like protein 1. Bases 4 to 2250 code for a protein of 748 amino acids. Gene Ontology annotation, biological process: cell-cell adhesion. Gene Ontology annotation, molecular function: cell adhesion molecule binding. Gene Ontology annotation, cellular component: cell-cell junction; plasma membrane. Lineage: Eukaryota; Metazoa; Chordata; Aves; Psittaciformes; Psittaculidae. The record is from RefSeq and is a predicted model, not a curated record. The transcript is spliced from 15 exons.